CGAAAUCUCGUACUAUUUGGUUUUGGAUUUUUGAUCCUCUAUCUCUCGCUCCCUCCUCCCCACCUCUCCCUCUCUCUCUCUCUCUCUCUGGAUGUACAUACAAUUAUAUUUCAAGAAUCAGCAAUGAUCUGAAUCUUGUCCUGGAGUUGAGAAAAAUAAUCGCAGGGUUACAAUUUUUGAGGAAGCGAUAUUCGAUUAAAGAAUUGUGGAUCUGAUAGGAGGGGAUUAGGGCAAGAUGAGCGCGGAUCUGAUUGCUGCAAGAACGCUCGGGAAUCUGGACGAGCAGAUUGCCCAGCUAAUGCAAUGCAAGCCUUUGUCCGAGCCCGAGGUUAGAUCCUUAUGUGAGAAGGCUAAGGAGGUACUAAUGCAGGAAAGUAAUGUUCAGCCUGUGAAAAGCCCUGUCACAAUUUGUGGUGAUAUACACGGCCAGUUCCAUGAUCUUGCUGAACUUUUUCGCAUUGGAGGGAAGUGUCCAGACACAAACUAUCUAUUUAUGGGAGAUUAUGUUGAUCGAGGAUACUAUUCAGUUGAAACUGUUACUCUUUUGGUGUCUCUGAAAGUGCGGUAUCCUCAACGAAUCACAAUUCUCAGAGGAAAUCAUGAAAGUAGACAGAUCACACAAGUCUAUGGGUUUUAUGAUGAAUGUUUGAGGAAGUACGGAAACGCCAAUGUUUGGAAGAUAUUCACUGAUCUGUUCGAUUAUUUCCCACUGACAGCACUGGUUGAAUCGGAAAUCUUUUGUCUGCAUGGCGGAUUGUCCCCAUCAAUUGAAACCCUCGACAACAUACGAAACUUUGACCGCGUUCAAGAAGUUCCACAUGAAGGUCCCAUGUGCGACCUCUUGUGGUCUGACCCAGAUGAUCGUUGCGGCUGGGGUAUCUCACCCCGUGGUGCUGGAUACACUUUUGGCCAGGACAUAUCCGAACAAUUCAACCACACCAACAACCUAAAGCUAAUUGCUCGGGCUCAUCAACUAGUCAUGGAGGGAUACAACUGGGCCCAUGAACAAAAGGUUGUCACUAUUUUCAGUGCGCCGAAUUAUUGUUACCGUUGUGGAAAUAUGGCUUCCAUUUUGGAAGUUGAUGAUUGUAGAGAGCAUACAUUCAUUCAGUUCGAUCCAGCUCCAAGGAGAGGCGAACCAGAUGUAACCCGGAGAACCCCUGAUUACUUCUUGUAGAGCUGUGGCUGACUCUCGUUGGCCAGAUUAACAAUGCCCCGAUCCGGCGCAAGCACAGAGAUGCAAGUGUGUUUCGGUCGGGUUCAGUUCGACACAUACGGUCCGUUUCUUCUAACUUGUUAUAGGGUUCUCCGGAAAUCUGGGAAUUUUCUGAGCAUUUAAAAUACAUUUCUUCUGUAUCAUGUUCUAUAAACCUUUCUCAUAACUGUCUUGUCUCGUCUUGUCUUGGCUUUUUUCUUUUUUUCUCUUUUUUUUGUUCUAAUAAUCAACUGUGCUUUUUUUUCUUUUUCUUUGUCAAACAUUUUCUAAUUUAAGGCUUUGUGUUAGCUGCUGCUUGUUCA
Andrographis paniculata is the source of this 1518-nucleotide messenger RNA. Its product is annotated as serine/threonine-protein phosphatase PP2A-2 catalytic subunit-like. The coding region runs from base 236 to 1177 and encodes 313 amino acids. The transcript is spliced from 11 exons. Gene Ontology annotation, biological process: mitotic cell cycle; peptidyl-serine dephosphorylation. The record is from RefSeq and is a predicted model, not a curated record. Gene Ontology annotation, cellular component: cytosol. NCBI's taxonomy places the organism in Eukaryota, Viridiplantae, Streptophyta, Magnoliopsida, Lamiales, Acanthaceae. Gene Ontology annotation, molecular function: protein serine/threonine phosphatase activity.